This is a messenger RNA of Sinocyclocheilus anshuiensis, 2412 nucleotides long. RefSeq lists its product as uncharacterized. NCBI's taxonomy places the organism in Eukaryota, Metazoa, Chordata, Actinopteri, Cypriniformes, Cyprinidae. The transcript has 2 exons. Bases 107 to 1516 code for a protein of 469 amino acids. The record is from RefSeq and is a predicted model, not a curated record. Gene Ontology annotation, biological process: neuron projection development. Gene Ontology annotation, cellular component: plasma membrane.
GAUCGAGAGAGCAAGAGUGGAGGAGAGGAAAGAAGUGAAGGAGGCGGGAGCCGUCUGGGCAGAGGGGAAGGAGACGAGAGGAGGAAGUGGGAGUAGAUAUUUCACUAUGGAGGAAGGACAACGACCUACAUCUGAGAUCUACCUCCCAAGCAUCAGUCUUGGAUCUGUGGACGCUGAAACAGUGGAGGACCAUGAGCUGCCAAUUAUUUCUUUAUCCAAAAGCUCGACAGAAAUGGUGAGUGGACCUCCUCAACAAAGGGAGCUGGCAUGGUACAGUCAGAACUUGCGUAAGAGCGUAAGCAGUGCAGCAUGUACUCAAAGGCCUAUCAGUCUGGGUGGACCAUCGACGGGAGUCCCUGUGAACAUUUGUGACCAUGAACAGGGGAGCAUGUGCAGUGGCAACAGCACCCCUGAGACUGUAAUCUGGCAUGGAGGAACUGCAAGUUCCUGGAGCUUCAUGGAGGACUCACCCAGAAGGACUCAAACGCAAGAUCCACUCCUGGGGCAAAAUCAGGUCCAUAGUGGUGUGAAGUGUGUGACACACGCACCAUCCACAAAUAAGGAUUUAAGGAUGAAGGGUCUGGUGUGCAGAGAGGGAUGUUGUCGAUGUUGCGGACCUGCAGAGAACCUGACAGGAUGCAGCUGUUGCAGAGUGCCUUGUAGAAUGAGUUCUUCGCGUCUUAGCAACAACUUCACACCACAGGGAGCAAAUACAGAAGACCAUGCUCAGAGCAACUGCGAAAGCCAUCAUUUAACUGCAUGCCAUAGAUCUACCUUUUCUGGACACAUGAUAAGCACUGCCUGUUUGAGGAAUACUUGCAGUGUUGUUCCAUGCCCUGGACAUUUGAUAUCACGGCCACCUUGUGCAGGAAGCCCUUGUGCAGGACAAAGAUCACUGCUCCAUUCAGGCUUGCUCGGUUUUCCACCACUUGUGUCCUCAGUCAGCGAGACCAGACUUGACAGCCGGAGUACAGGCCAUUGCUGUGGAUCCGAGUUAAGAGGGCAGAACUCUUCUUGCCUUAGACUAGACAGAACAGGUCAGACUGGCUUUAACAGGACAGUCAAAGAUGCCACUACUAUGACAUCUGACCAUGAGCUCAGAGAUGUUGGUGUGCAGACUGUGUCUGAUUCCCUUGCUUCCCCUCUUUCUCACGUAUUACCUGAAAUUAGUUUGAGAGUGGAUCCUACCUUGGACGCACCUUUGACCAUGGAACACAUGUGUCAUAGGACCCCUGUGAAGGAGGUGGAAUGGGAUGCUGAGGGUAUGACCUGGGAGGUGUAUGGUGCAGCUGUGGACCCUGAAGAGCUUGGCCUAGCAAUCCAAAGGCAUCUGGAAGUUCAGAUCGAAGAGACUGCAGCUGCUGCAGCUGCAGCUGCGGCUGCUCAAACGGAAGACUCCACGGACAAUGUCAGCAGCCUGGCACUGCAGCCCAGGCAACGGAAGAAGAGCGAAGGCAUUAUAAGAACACUGCGCAGUUCAGCGUGUUGCUCUAACCCCAGUACUGUGGGAGACUGAAGUGAUCAGUGAAGGGCCGGAGCUUGCCUUUUCAGUAUGUGGAUGCCUAGAAAAGGUAAAACAGAAAGGUACAGGCUUUUGCUGGAAGGUGGAAAUGGAUUGAGAAUAGCCCGUGGCAUAUAUAUUUAUUUAGCUAAAGCAAAUUUUCCUUCAAAUAAUAUCUCUAAAUAUUCCAAAGCCUUGUCCGUUUAGUUGAAGCUAUUAAAGCUCCACUAUUGGAUCAGUAGAGCAGUGAUGUUUGGAGUUACAUUGCAAGCUAGCGUUGCAUUGAGCUACCAUUCAAAGUUUACAUAUAAUGGUGUGUUUCUACCUACCUUCACACAUGGCCUUGUCCCUGUCUUGACUUCCAAUUUAUCUUUUAGAUGCCCCUUUUGGCUCGAAAUACCAAAAUGAUGAUUUUGGUAAGCACUGAGUAUUAUCUUUUUUUUUUUUUUUAAAUGCUAAUUAUAGGCUAAAAAUGUCUGGUUGCACUAGUUGGAUUUUGUCAAGCAAACAACAGAUUACUGAACAUUAGCUAGGGAUACAUUAAAAUUAGUGGAACUCUUGGACACCCUGAAGGGCUCCCUGGAGCAGAUCUGAAGGCUAGUUCUAGUUAGUCUACGCGCUAGCCCUCAAAUCAUGAUGGAUUUAGAUUUCUUUGUUUUCUGUUCUGUUCUUAUCAGGCCUACUGAUGAUUAGCAAAUAUAGAUUCAAGGUCAAUGUUCCUGCACUUAUAUAGUACAUUAUGAGCUAAAACUAAGCCCCAGUCCUGGUUCUAUGCUCAGGGGCAAUCUCAAUCAAUUCAAAAAGUAAAACAUGUACACUUUGGUGCCAAAAUCUGACCUGAAAAAAAAAAGCAUAAUCUCACCACUAUUUUCAUGUCACAACUUAAUUCUGGAGGAUAUUUUGUGGUUGCA